Messenger RNA from Schizophyllum commune H4-8, 1036 nucleotides. RefSeq lists its product as uncharacterized. Bases 153 to 995 code for a protein of 280 amino acids. Lineage: Eukaryota; Fungi; Basidiomycota; Agaricomycetes; Agaricales; Schizophyllaceae. The record is from RefSeq and is a predicted model, not a curated record. The transcript has 3 exons.
ACCACCAUCAUCCAAGGCUGACAUACUUCUGAGCUAUGCUCACAAACGAAGACCCCAUGGUCUGUUGGGCGACCGCCGGCAAAUCCUCGAGCUCAUUAGCUUUGACCCUCCUUUGAGACUUACAGUAGCUUCAAAGGUCAAAGCCCGCGGCGAUGCGCUUCAUCCUCAACCUUGUGUCACGCCAAGUUGCGAUGCCACUUCUCAGUAGUGUCUCGCCGCGCUCCGCGAGCAGGCGUGACACGGAGGCUCGGCCGCGGCAGAUCAACCAUUCCCCAUCCUCGGCUACCGACACCACGCGCAACGAAACUCAACCAGCUGUGUCUUCGCAGGUGCUGCAGCGAGCGUUCUCCGCCGAUCUGCACUAUCAUCUCCUCCAACUGCAUGCCAUAAUCCUCAAUUCCUCCUGGGAUCCAGUUGCAGCUCCUUCCCGAGCCUUGACAACUCGUCUACCCCUCUCGAGGAGCUACCCUGCCCCAGCCGUCUACUUUGACCGCAUCACCCACCGCAUCCACGUCCCCUGCCCGGUCGUCGCCGUCUUCAAGGUCUCCGAGGGGAUCAGCACCAUCUACUUCACUCUCACUGACCGGCUGCCCGCUCACGCCGUCCCCACCUCUCGCGUCAUAUACCCCCAUGCGGCCCACAACAGCAUGGUCGGCCUGGAUUUUCUACUUCCCACCAGAGAUAAUGUCCGUCCUCUGACCAGGGAAGCAUACGACGUGUUUAGGGCGCUGACCCAGCUGAAUACGCGAAUCUUCCGCCAUAUGAUCCGACAGCAUCUGUUCAUGCAUUACGCACGGUUUUAUUCCGCGAUCCGCCUAUAUGAUCAACGCCGUGCUAGAAUUCGCACUCCCGAUCCUCAGGCUACGACCACGAUUCCCGGAAUUCCGUACUUCGAGGAAUACAUGUUCCACUACGCCAAGCCGCAAGCUUGGAUGUGCAAGGAUAUCACCGAGAUCUUCAACCUGCCGGACUUGAAGCUGAGUUUUGUAGCUUAAGUACAAUUUGUGGGGUUCCGCACAAGCUUGCAUUUGUACAG